AUGACAAUUUCAACCGAGCGCAAGAUAAUCUCAGUGGUCGGAGCUACCGGAAAACAGGGAGGCUCGGUUCUCCGAUCCCUUAUCCAGAAUCCCCAGUUUAUUGUGCGAUGCCUCACUCGAGAUGGUUCGUCGGGCAAAGCAAAGAGUCUGCGUGCGUUGGGAGCAGAAGUCGCGCAAAUGGAUGGCUUUGAUGAUGAUUCAACUUUGAGUGCGAUCUCAGGAAGUUGGGGAAUUUUCAUUAACAAUGACUAUGGAAACAAUGAGCUUGUCAGAGGUGGUCAAUAUGAUCAAGACUUUGGAAAUCGAAUUCUCCGCAAUGCCGCCGGCGCCGGUAUUCGGCAUGUUGUGUUCAGCUCCCAGCCAUCCGCAGAAGAGCUUACCGAUGGCAAAAUCCGGACACCGAUCUUAGACAUCAAGGCAUGGGGCGAAGCCUGGGGCAGAGCGAAUCCCGCCUUCACCACCUUCACACCGAUCAUGUCCUCUUGGUACAUGGAAGACUUUCUCAUGCCAGCCUUCUACCAGGGAUUUGGCGGAUUCCCGCUAGAUAAGGACCCAGAAGGAUAUCUCACAUUAAGGAGUCCGCUCAUCGGCGGCGAGGAAAACGUUCCUUGGAUCUGUAUAGAAGAGGACUUCGGCGAUCUCGUCCACGGAAUUUUCUUGAACCCACUCCGUUGGAACCGUCGCACUGUUCAGGCUGUUGGCGAUAUUAAGUCAUGGGCCGGUGUGGUGAACACUUUCUCUCAGGUCACCAAGGAACCAGCCCGAUUUAUCGGAUACGAAGAUCCAGCUGCAUUUCCUGCAUUUGACAAGCCUGAGUUAAAGGAAUCUCGAGAUGUAUUCGCAUUUUACCAGAUGCGCGAUGGUGAAAUUUUUGGUUGCGGAAUUACCGAGUCUCAAACUGCGGCUGCAUUGAAGAAAGAAGCUGUUCGCGCAAAGGGUGUUGCUGGUGCGCGUGAGUCUCUGAUGAGUUGUGCGGAAUGGUUUGCGGAUAUCUUUCCAAAUCACAAGUAG
Penicillium malachiteum is the source of this 1011-nucleotide messenger RNA. RefSeq names its product NmrA/HSCARG family protein. The record is from RefSeq and is a predicted model, not a curated record. NCBI's taxonomy places the organism in Eukaryota, Fungi, Ascomycota, Eurotiomycetes, Eurotiales, Aspergillaceae. The transcript is spliced from 5 exons. Bases 1 to 1011 code for a protein of 336 amino acids.